AUGGAAAGUUAUCAUCUGAACACCACUAAUGGAACACAAUAUACCACUAAUUAUUCACAAAUAAUGACUCAUCCCAAGAGAUAUACCAGAUGGAAUUAUUGUCCUCAAUACUGGAUGCAACAAAUUGUGUUGCUGCAAGUUAACCCUGGAGAGUCCCUUAUCAUCAAGUCUGAUAAUGGGAACAUUCAGAAUAUUCAAGGGCCUGCUGAUGUACCUCUGAUGUCAACAAGUGGUACUUUGCCACCAAUAUAUCUUCCUCCUGGUUAUAUGUCUCAGGUAGUGGAAGAAAAUGGGAUUCACAAAAUUAUCAUUGUGCCUCAGACAAUUAACUAUAACGUAGCCAUACCUGCUCCUAUAUCACAUUUCAUUACCCCAUCCAUUACUUCGUAUCCACAAGCACCUCAGCUGAUGUACCUCCCAGCUCAAGGAGAAUUUCCACCACCUUACAACCAAGAGCCUGUGCCACAGCAGCCGCCACCACCACCACCACCAUUUAUAUACCACAAGCACCAUGAAACCUAUUCCCAUGGAAGAGCAAAUUAUGGCCAACUUGAUGAAAGGGCUGCUAAAAUGAAAGAACAUAUGAAGAAAAAUAUGAGAAAACUCCAAGUUGGUAGACAUAGGAAUAAUAGUGAUAUGCUUAACAGGACCUCUUUGCUUGUGAGCAAAACUGAUGAUCUUUCCAGUAUUCCUGUUACUCCAAGCACUCACACUGUGGAAUAUGCUCCAAGCACCUACACUGUUGAUAAUACUUCAAGCAUUUACACUGUGAACAAUGCUCCAAGCACCUACACUGUUGACAGUGCUCCACGCACUUACACUGUUGACAGUACUUCAAGCACCUACACUGCGGACAAUGAUCAAUGCACCUACAAUGUGAACAAUGCUCUGAGAACCUACACUAUUGACAACACUUUGAGCACUUACACUAUGGACAAUGCUCCGAGUACCUAUACUGUGAAUAAUAAUCAGAAUGUUCACACUACUGACAAUACUCUUAGUACUUACACUGUUAACCCUUUGAGCACUUGCAUUGCUGACAAUACUCCCAGCAAUUCUACUGACCAUACUCCUAGUACUUCCACCACAGACAUUGCUCUGCCUCCUUCUACUAAUGAUAGUACCUCAAUCCUUUCCAGCACGAAUUAUGCCAAGACUUUCACCUCUAACAGUGCACCCAGAUCAUCACCUUUUAUCAGUACUCCAAGCUCUUCCAUUUCUGACAGUGAUCCUAACACUCCCAUCUUUGAAAAUGCUCUCAGCAUUUCUGUAACUGAUAGUGCUUUCAGUGCUUCCGAUACUGCCAGUACAUCCAACACUGCCAGUGUUCACGAUGAGAUUAGUCAUGGAAAAAAACAGAGUGCCAUGAUAAGCAAAGAUAUUAAGCAGAAACCAGGUGGAAAACAAAGCAACAGCCCAUCAUCAAAUGCAGCAGAAAGAGAAUGCAGAACAGAACAUGGAAAGUCAUGCUGUUUUGGCAUUGAGAAACCUAUAGUUUCUGAUAUUCAAACAAGAUCUGCUAUUAUUUCAUGGAAACCGCAUAGUUCUGAAAAAUGUAAUCAUGCCAAAUCUCCUGUAACAUUUGAAUUGGCAAUAUGUAACAGCAGUAAAAAUGGAAAAUAUAAAAAUGUGUACACUGGUGAUGGAGUUGCCUUUACUCUACUUGAGCUACAACCAUCCAUGGACUAUUUUGUAAGAAUUACAACCAUAAGAGGCUCAACACACAAAACUGUAUCCGAAGUGGUUAGCUUCACAACUCCAGGCUGCGAACCAGACCCUCCACUUGCACCCACACUAAUUAACCGAUCGAAGAGCAGCCUGAAUUUACAGUGGAAAGGUUCCAAUGAUAAUGGUUCCAAAAUAAACAGCUUCCUUUUGGAAUGGGAUGAGGGAAAAGAUGAAGACUUCAAAAUUUGCUACAUAGGUACCAUGAAACAGCACAAGAUCCUUAAACUGAAUGCUUCUACAAAAUAUUCAUUCAGAUUAGCUGCCAAAAAUAAUUUUGGCUUGAGUGAUUUCAGUGAUCUAGCAGUCUUUUAUACAUCAGGAACUAUGCCUCCAGCACCUUUACCCCCUAAGCUAAAAGAAGCAGGAGUCUGUCAUUUGUCACUCGAAUGGUGUGCCCCAACUAACACAAACCUCAAUGACAGCCUUACUUAUAUACUAGAAAUGGACGAAGCAGGAUCUGGGUUGGGUUUUAAACCUAAAUAUAAUGGAGAAGACCUCUCAUGCACUAUAAGAAAUCUUCAGAGAAGUACUACAUACAAGUUUAGGAUAUUUGCUUGCAAUAUGGAGGGAAGGAGUAACCCCAGUGGAGAGGUAAAAUAUACUACCUGUCCAGAUAAGCCUGGAUCCCCUAAAAAACCAUAUAUAAAGGGAAAGAUUCAUGCACAUAGAGCAAAAAUUGGUUGGGAACCACCCAAAGAUGAUGGUGGGACAUACAUUUUAAGUUACAGUUUAGAAGUUAAUGAAAAUUCGGAUGGGAAUUUCUGGAACAUAGUCUACAAUGGAACCACAAGGGAAUUUCUAUAUGAUCACCUGCAACCUGGUACUACAUAUAAACUGAGAGUCUUUUGCACUUCUUCUGUAGGUCAAAGCCAGCCUUCAGGCAUAUUGACUAUUCAAACACCUACUCUUUCUCCUGCAUCUUGCCAUCCUCCACCCUUGAAUGGUAAGGCGAAGUCCCAACAAACCAACAUCCAAUGUGAUAAUCCUCCUACUAAUGGAAACUCUAAAGCACUUGCAUAUGUCAAAAAGGCAAAACAGAACCAAGAUGACAUACAAGGGCGCAUAUUCGGAUCUCAUUCAACAAAGUGUGAAACUAUGCCAGGCCCAAGCCCUCCUUCUCAGUGUGGUACACCUGUGCUUGCCUGCAAAGGGUCAACCUGUGUUGUUGUUAGUUGGAAAAUUCCUGUAUGUAAUGGUGCUGAAAUCACUGAUUAUAGACUUGAGUGGGGACAAAUUGAAGAAUCGAUGCAUUUGAUUUACACUGGCCCUUGUCUGAGCUAUGAAGUUAAAGGUCUCAUUCCAGCAACUACCUAUUUUUGCAGAGUUCAGGCUAUAAAUAUAGUUGGAGUUGGACUGUUUGGAGGAACUGGUAUAGUAACCACACCAGCAACUGUACCAGCAAUAGUACCAAAGUUACAUGAAGUUAAAAACAAAGUUUCUGCCAAAUUGGCAUCAUCUUGCAUUGCUAUUCAAUGGGAGAAACCAGACUGCCAUGGUUCUCCAAUCAUUGGAUAUAAUAUUGACUAUGGAGACAGAAAAAUGUUGACUGUUGGUAGAGUAACAGACUGUGUUCUGAAAAAUCUACAGCCUGACACCACAUACAAAAUCAGAAUUCAAGCUAUGAAUUAUUAUGGACGAAGCCCAUUUAGCCAUUCAUUAAGAACCAAAACCAAGCCACUACCACCUGAGCCUCCACAUCUUUACUGUGUGGUCUAUGGACACCAGAGCCUCAAACUGAAGUGGGGUAACUCUUUAAACAAAGGGUUACUCUCCAACCUUAUAAGCUAUAAUUUGUUAAUGGAAGAUCAAUCUGGCAGAUUUUCUAUCGUUUACCAUGGAUCUUGUCAGACUCACAAAGUGCAAAGACUGAGUGAAUAUACUCAAUACAAAUUUAAAAUUCAGGCAUGUAAUGAAGCUGGUGAGGGACCACUGUCUGGUAUCUAUACUUUCACUACAACCAAAACUCCACCAGCAACACUUAAAGCACCUAAAUUACAUCAGGUGAAUAGCAGUGUUUGUGAGGUCAAAUGGGAGUCUUUGGAACCAAUAAAAGGAGAUCCCAUUGUUUACAGUCUUCAACUCAUCAGUGAAAAAGGAACUGUCCUGAUUUACAAAGGACCAGACACUUCAUUCUCCUUUUCCAACUUUCUCACAAAUUCACAUUAUCGCUUCAAGGUCUGCGCCGGACGCCAAUAUCAGAAUUCUGCCGGCUUACAACAGCUCUGGGGACCAUAUAGUCCCAGUGCUCUUUUCUCAGCUCAUAAGCAACAGCCAAGGACCAGCAAAGAAGGUAGAGGAAAGGGUAGAAAGUGCCCUAGUGAAGGUAAAGAUGAAAAGCCCAGGAUAAAGAUGGACAAUGAUAUGUUUAUUCUAAUCCUUGUGAUACGAUUUGCACUAAUCGCCAUUCUGUGCGCUGUCGCAGUUAAACACUUCCUAAUCAACUAA
This is a messenger RNA of Molossus molossus (Pallas's mastiff bat), 4173 nucleotides long. RefSeq names its product fibronectin type III domain containing protein 3C1-like. The transcript has 25 exons. The coding region runs from base 1 to 4173 and encodes 1390 amino acids. The record is from RefSeq and is a predicted model, not a curated record. NCBI's taxonomy places the organism in Eukaryota, Metazoa, Chordata, Mammalia, Chiroptera, Molossidae. Gene Ontology annotation, molecular function: protein binding.